UCAGCUGGCAACAAAAUGUGGGAGGACUCGGUCACUCGGUGCAGGAUUGCUCCUGAUUUUCCCCGAUAACCCCCAAACCGGAUUGAAUUCAUCUGUUCUUCUAGGAACCACAUAAAUCUUCGACGAUGGAUUCCACAUUCCGACGUGUAUAUAGAUAGAUCAUUCCGAGUUUGUUUGCUGCAUGGAAGCAGAGCUGGGAACCAUAUGAAAAAUGGAGACUUCACUUGAACUAAAAAAGGGAAUCCCCCGCAUUAUUUAAAUCAAAGAAGUGGUGGGGGUAAGUAACAAAUUAGAAUAACCCUUGCACAAUAAAAUGGAAUUAAUUACAUCAAGAAAGUAUCGUUAGUUUUACCGCGCAACAGCUACGCCCUCACACUUUGCCAAAGCAGGUAUUAAAUUGUGUAGUUGUUCAUGACGAUUUUCAUUACAACCAACCGAACGCUCACUUAAAUAAAAAAUUCCUAUAACCGUAUUUGUCUGAAUAGUCCAACGAUUUAUGGGCUGGCUCUGGCUUGUUUCGAUUUUUGUUUAGUUCUUCUCCUAUCGCUUUUACUGUACCAGACUUGUUUUCAUGGCCACCGGCAUUGAAUGGUCCAUUUGGAAUCGAGAAAAAGUACCCGGUUCCUCGUUGCCAGAGUCAUUUAAAUUCGAUAUUUGGUCACGAAAACACUUGUCGAGAUAUUCUUCUCUCCUUUGUUGGAUCGAACGUAUCGGUCUACAGCGUAAACUUGGUUGAAAAGAUAACUAGUUAAUUUCGCCAUGCUCCGUAUCGCAUCUAAACAUUUGUGUAAAGGUUACAGCAGGGUACCGCUUUUAUCAAAACGUAAAACUUUAAAGCAACUCCACUGCCAUCAGUUUCAAACUGGAGUGCCAAGCGUCACCAGUCUCGCAACUGCAAUUAGUACCAAGAAUAAAGAACUACGUGAAGAUUCACUAGUGCGACAAGAUGUGGAAGAUGUCUACGAAGGUAUCAGAGAGGCCUUAACUGACACUCAGCCGUUGCUCGUACCCGUAGCUCAAUAUUAUUUUGGCGGAGAUGGCAAAGCUAUCAGACCAGUAAUUACGCUAUGUUGGGCUAAAGCAGUAAACUACCAGCUGGGCAAACAAACCUAUCGGAGAUUGAUUCAAGACCAAAAAAGAGUAUGUCAAGUACUUGAAAUGAUUCACGCAGCCGGUUUGUACCAUGACGACGUAAUUGACAAUGCGGAAAGUAGGAGAAGCAGGCCGUCAAUCAACAAUGUUUGGGGUAUUAAAAAAUCAAUUUUAGCUGGGGAUUUCGUCCUGGGUCGGUCGAUGAGAAUAAUCGCCGAAAUUAACAACGAAGACGUAUCGAUUUUAUUAAAUACGAUGAUUGAUCACAUAGUCAUUGGAGAAAUCAUGCAACUCAGUGCAGGCGCUACAGAGGAAGAAAGAUUUGCGCACUAUGUCGAUAAAACAUUUAAGAAGACUGCAAGUUUACUUGCUCAUAGUUGCCAGGCGGUCAGUGUGCUCUCCGGAGCUGAUUCCGACGUACAAGCGAUGGGUUUCACGUUAGGUCGCCAGUUGGGAAUGGCCUUUCAAUUGGUUGACGACAUCUUAGAUUUCUCCGCUACAUCGGCCCAGUUAGGCAAAGCAGCGGCCGUCGACUUGACGCAAGGGCUGGCCAACGCCCCUGUUUUGUUUGCUGCCCAGCAGUUUCCUGAAUUGAAUCCGAUGAUUGCCCGUCGAUUUAAAGAGCCAGGUGAUGUCGAGACCGCCUUUCAGUUGAUUCUUCAAUCGGAUGGAAUGAAUAAAACGAAAGAAUUGGCGACCGAAUACUGUGAUGAUGCUGUCAAACAAAUAGCGCAACUUUCAUCAUCGCCCUAUCAGCAAUUUUUGUUCACCAUUACACAUAAAUUACUCAACAGAAUUAAAUAAUUUCCUUAGUAAGGUUGGAAGAUGGGAAACGUCUAUUUUAUUUAUUUUAACGCCAUUAUCGUAACCGCAUUAUUUUCUUUAUUGGCAAAGUGUAAUAAAAAUUGACGAAUAAAAAACCAUAUUGCUGUAAAUACAUUCAUUAUAAACGGAA
Daphnia pulex (common water flea) is the source of this 2047-nucleotide messenger RNA. Its product is annotated as all trans-polyprenyl-diphosphate synthase PDSS1-like. The transcript has 9 exons. NCBI's taxonomy places the organism in Eukaryota, Metazoa, Arthropoda, Branchiopoda, Diplostraca, Daphniidae. The record is from RefSeq and is a predicted model, not a curated record. Gene Ontology annotation, molecular function: prenyltransferase activity. Gene Ontology annotation, biological process: isoprenoid biosynthetic process; ubiquinone biosynthetic process. The coding region runs from base 760 to 1896 and encodes 378 amino acids. Gene Ontology annotation, cellular component: transferase complex; mitochondrion.